AUGUCAUUAAAUGAUAAAUUCCUCCAAACACUUCAAGACAAUCAGCUUGUCACUUUAGCAGUUGCUUCUUUAGCAAUAGUUGGAGCUUUGUCUUUAUCUUCAAAGAUUUUGAGUUUUUUGAAGUUAAUAUUUGAUGUUUAUGUGCGACCAGGAAAAAAUUUAAAAAACUUUGGGGCCGGAAGAGGAGCCUGGGCAGUUAUUACUGGAGCUUCUGAUGGAAUUGGAAAAGAAUUCGCUUUACAAUUGGCAGCUGCCAAAUUUAAUAUUCUUUUGAUAUCUCGUACUAUGUCUAAAUUACAAGAAUUGAGCGAAGAAAUUGAAAAGAGAUAUCAAGUUGAUACAAAAUUAUAUGCAAUGGAUUUUUGCAAGGGUGAUCCAAAAGAUUAUGAAAAAAUAAAAGAAAUAAUUAGUACAAUUGAAGUUGGAGUAUUAAUCAAUAAUGUUGGUACAAAUCACGAAAUUCCAACUCCAUUUAAUCUUGAAACCGAUGAAAUUGUUCAUAAUAUUGUUGAAUUACAAAGAUCAAAUAAAGGUCUCAUUCUUAACAUUGGAUCAUUUUCUGGAAUGAUGGGUACACCAUAUUUAUCAGUAUAUUCUGGUUCAAAAGCAUUUAUGAAUACGUGGUCACAAGCAAUAGGAGCUGAACUUAAAUCUAAAGGAAUUGUUGUUGAACAUGUUAAUACCUAUUUUGUGGUUUCUGCCAUGUCAAAAAUACGAAGAGCAUCUUACUUAAUUCCAUUACCGAAACCUUAUGUUAAAUCCAUAUUAACUAAAAUCGGAGUACCUGGUGGUGCUUCUUGGGUACCUUUUAGUUCCAUUAAUUAUCCUCCUCAUGCUUUUUUUAGUUGGUUCCUGACAAAUUCAUUUUCUUGGAGUUUUUGGGUAAAUAAAGCAUUAGCUCAACAAGAAGAUAUCAGAAAACGUGCUUUAAGAAAAAGAGAAAGAGAGGCAGCAGCAGCAAAAUCUCAAUGA
Molecule: messenger RNA, 972 nt
Organism: Diversispora eburnea
Lineage: Eukaryota; Fungi; Glomeromycota; Glomeromycetes; Diversisporales; Diversisporaceae
Source: the annotation of a GenBank genome assembly